Molecule: messenger RNA, 2743 nt
Organism: Ciona intestinalis (vase tunicate)
Lineage: Eukaryota; Metazoa; Chordata; Ascidiacea; Phlebobranchia; Cionidae
Product: eukaryotic peptide chain release factor GTP-binding subunit ERF3A-like
Molecular function (GO): GTPase activity; GTP binding
Source: RefSeq, a predicted model, not a curated record
AUGUUUGUUUAGGUUGAGUGACUUCUUCAUCAUACUUAACCAGCUGAUGACUUUAACAUCUAUGUUAGGGCCUGGUGAUUAAACGGAAAUAUUAAACAGAAAAUUAAUUAUGAAUGGACAGAAUAUUCCAGAUGCUUGGGACGAUGGAGCAGCAAAUGGAACGGAUGGAGUUAGAUCCGCUUUUACAAACUUAAACAUUGCAGCGCAACCGUUCAUUCCAAACAUCAAUGCCGCCAAGUUUGUCCCGGCAGCAAGAAAAGUGGAAAUCCCUGAAGAAGUCGUUCAACCUGAAGUUGCUGUGCCAGAGGUUGUGGAGAUGACGAUUGAGAAUUCUCCGAAUGCCGUUCCUGAACAGGUUGAGAGUAAAGAGAUGGAGGAUGAUGUCGAUGUAAAGGAUGAAGUGAUGAAUGAAGAGGUGGAGGAAGUUGAGAAAGUUGAUGUGAAAGAGGUUGAGGAACCACCUUUGUCACCAUCCCUAAUUAACAAAGAAGAACAUGUGAAUGUUGUUUUCAUCGGCCAUGUUGAUGCUGGAAAAUCCACAAUUGGAGGACAAAUUAUGUAUCUUACUGGAAUGGUUGACAAACGUACUCUGGAAAAAUACGAAAGGGAAGCCAAGGAAAAAAACCGAGAGACAUGGUACUUGUCUUGGGCCUUGGAUACAAACCAAGAGGAGAGAGAUAAAGGAAAAACAGUAGAAGUAGGGCGAGCUUAUUUCGAGACUGAAUCAAAACACUUUACCAUUCUCGAUGCACCUGGCCAUAGAAGCUUCGUACCUAAUAUGAUAGGUGGGGCUUCACAAGCUGAUGUAGCAGUGCUUGUUAUCUCGGCACGUCGAGGAGAGUUUGAAACCGGGUUUGAGCGAGGAGGACAAACACGGGAGCAUGCUAUGUUGGCAAAAACAGCAGGUGUUCACCAUCUAAUCGUGCUUAUUAAUAAAAUGGAUGAUUCAACUGUUAAGUGGAGUCAGGAACGAUAUGAUGAGUGUAAGGAAAAGCUCACGCCUUUUUUGAAGAAAGUUGGCUUUAAUCCCAAAAAAGACAUUCACUUCAUGCCCUGCUCUGGACUCACAGGAGCAAAUCUGAAGGAGUCUGACUAUGCUAACCAUCCAUGGUAUACUGGACUCCCCCUCAUUCCUUAUUUAGACAAUCUUCCCACGGUUUCCAGAUCAGGUGCUGGGCCUCUCCGUCUUCCUAUUGUCGACAAGUACAAGGACAUGGGGGUGAUUGUGCUUGGCAAAGUGGAAUCUGGUCGUUUGUAUAAAGGACAACAGUUGGUAUUGCAGCCAAACAAGCGCAAGUUGAAAGUUCUUGGAAUUCAAUCUGAUGAAGUUGAUACAGAGUCCGCCAUUGCUGGUGAGAACGUGAAAGUUCGGGUUGAUUCAAUUGAAGAAGAUGAAAUAUCUAAGGGUUUCGUCCUAUGCUCACCUGAUGAUCUGUGCAGUACAGGAACAUUAUUUGAUGCCCAAAUUGCGAUUAUUGAAUACAAAUCCAUCAUCUGCGCUGGUUACAGUGCUAUUCUACAUAUUCAUACCUGUAUUGAAGAAGUAGUAAUCAAACAACUCAUUUGUCUUCUGGAUCGAAAAACUGGAGAAAAGAAAAAGACAAGAUUUGUCAAACAGGACCAAACCGUAAUUGCACGGCUGCAAACACAAGGUCCAGUUUGUAUCGAGAGUUUCAAGAAUUUCCCACAGAUGGGUCGAUUCACACUUCGGGACGAAGGACGCACCAUUGCAAUCGGGAAAGUGUUAAAAGUUCUUGAGUAAAACUGUAGAAAUUUAAAGUUUUUAUUUCACUUCAGCGAUGCCAUGGCUUGCAUAUUAUUCAUGUUAGGCAUCUAUCGCUGGGUACAAGCGCAACUCUUACAAUCAGUGUUGCACUGUUUCUGCGACACAAGUGUAAAUUUCCCUAUUUCUACAUUAUCCUGAUUGUAGACUACUUACUAUGUGUUGUUUGCCAAAUCUUAAAUGGUUUUAAGCGGGUACAAAUCACAAACUAAAGUUUUCAGCUGAUCACCAAAGAAAAAGUUUAUUGAGUGAAUCAGAUAUUUAUCUAAGCCAGUACCUUUCAAUGCAUGCGGACAACACAUGUUGUGCGGUUAUUCUUUUAUUUUCAUCAAUUAACUAUGCUUGUUAAUUUCCCUUCACAACCUGCUGCUUGUCCAGAUCACCAUGAAAUGUGGUCUAAUACUUGUACAUUUCACUUUCACAACCUCAAGGCUCCCCUUAGCUUACAUGGAGUACAAUAUUUUCAUGCGCAUACAGUUAAACCAGAGUUACUUUUACAACCACAUAGGUAUUUAUUCGUUGUACAAAUUUGUUGCACCAACCACAGGUGGCGAUGUUUCUGUUGCAUAGUUCUUCUUCUCCACUCGAAAAGCGAAAAUUUGACUUGAAAAAAUGAUCUGCUUUAGUGCCUUUGUGUGCUUCUCUUUAUUUUUGCAGUGUCCAGUGUCACAUGUGAAGACUUGGUUGUUGUGUUUUAAACAACGUUUCCCUACAUACAGCCUAACAGUGGCAGUAAGCGUGAAUUUUUUUCAUGCAAAUGCUGUCGUAUCCUAUGCGUAUCAAGUGCACAAUUGAAAUUGUAUAGCACAGCUUGAAAAAGAUUUUUUUGUGAAUUAACAGAAUUAAAAACCAUGUUGUCUUAAAUGUGGGCCAAUGCUUGUUGGUGGUGCUCUAUCAUAUCGCUGUUUAAAUUAAUUUGGUCUUGGGCUCUUUGUUACAAUAAAGAUUGAAGGAAUAUAA